AUGUCGAUCCCGUGUCCCCCACCACCCGACGAGCUCGGCGAUCCUGGCACAUUCAAAGGGAAAAAGAUCGUUAUCGGCGUUUGCGCAAUGCAGCGCAAAGCGACGAGCAAACCGAUGCGUGCGAUUAUGGCGAAAAUUGUCGAGUACUACAAAGACUGGCUAGAGUAUUUCGUUUUUCCUGAAGAUGUCAUCAACAACGAGCCCGUCGAGCGAUGGCCUUUAUGCGAUUGUUUAAUCUCAUUUCAUUCAACAGAAUUCCCUCUUCACAAGGCGAUCGAGUACAAAAAGUUGCGGCGGCCCUAUGUGAUAAACGACUUGCAGCGACAGUAUGACUUGCUGGAUAGGAGGAAAGUUUUUGCCACAUUAGCUCAUCACAAGAUCGAACAUCCGAGACAUGGCGCUGUGAUUCGAGAGAAAAACAAGGAUGGAGUUAGUGAACUUGUGACCGAGAAUGUGCUCGUCGAACACGCAGAUCACAUCGAAGUGAAUGGGAUGGUUUUCAAUAAACCUUUUGUCGAGAAGCCACUUUCCGCCGAGGAUCACAAUGUUUACAUCUAUUAUCCAAGCUCAGUCGGUAGUGGGAGUCAACGUUUAUUCCGAAAGAUCAACAAUCGAUCCAGCUGGUAUUCGCCGAUUUCCGAGGUGCGAAAAGAUGGCAGUUACAUUUAUGAGGAUUUCCUGCCGGCUGAUGGGAUCGAUGUCAAGGUCUACGCCGUUGGUCCCUAUUAUGCUCACGCGGAGGCACGGAAAGCACCGGGAUUAGAUGGAAAGGUUGAACGAGACGCUGAUGGAAAAGAGGUUCGCUAUCCAGUCAUUCUCAGUCACAAAGAGAAGAUGAUCGCUCGGAAAAUCGUUCUAGCUUUUGGGCAAACCGUUUGUGGCUUCGAUUUACUUCGAGCAAAUGGGAAAUCGUUUGUCUGUGAUGUGAAUGGAUUCAGCUUUGUGAAGACGAGCACGAAAUAUUAUGAGGACACAGCGAAAAUUCUUGGGAACACGAUUUUACGCAGACUUGCACACACACUAUCGAUUCCGGUCUCAUUGUCGAAGUUGAACGACGAAUUGCCGCCAGUGCUCGAUCUUGGAUUAGGAGAUGAUCCACCACUCGUCUCAACACCAUCCGGGAAAUUGAUGGAAUUGCGAUGUGUGUUGGCAGUGAUUCGACAUGGUGAUCGAACACCGAAGCAGAAAAUGAAGGUGAUUGUGGACGAUCAACGCUUUUUUACGCUCUUCGAGAAAUAUGAUGGAUAUAAAAAGAAUGAAAUCAAGAUGAAACGUCCGAAUCAGUUGAUUGAGGUUUUGGAGUUGGUCAGAGAGAUUCUACAUGAGCAACAGGCUCAACGAAACGAUCUAUUGCAUCAGUUGGAGGAGUGCGAGGAACGUGGCGAGUGCUCGAUGGAGGUUGAGCAAAAUUUGGAGCGCACAGAGGAUGCUGUGAAGAAAUGGGAUCAAAUGCGGACAGUUCUAGAAAUGUACGGUCACUUCUCGGGGAUCAAUCGAAAAGUGCAGUUGAAAUACUUGAAAGCGAGAGAUGUGAAGAGUGGGGAAAGUGGCGAGGAGACGACGAAACACCAGAACCCGGCACUCUUGCUUAUUCUGAAAUGGGGCGGAGAGUUGACGACAGCAGGAAAUCUUCAAGCUGAAGCACUUGGGAAAUUAUUUCGAACGCUUUACCCGGGAAUUCGUCGUACUGAUGGCAAGAGUAGUCCCGAGGAUACGCAAGGUCUAGGCUUUUUACGACUUCAUUCAACUUAUCGUCAUGAUCUGAAAAUCUAUGCGAGUGAUGAGGGGAGAGUGCAAAUGACAGCUGCGGCUUUUGCUAAGGGCCUUUUGGCACUUGAGGGCGAGUUGACACCGAUUUUGAUGCAAAUGGUGAAAAGCGCGAAUACGGAUGGGCUGUUGGAUGAUGAUUGUCAUGCAAGAGAUGUGCAAAACGAGUUGAAACACUUUUUACAUCAAGCACUACAGGUAGACGCCGAUUGGACUCAAGAGGAUGCGGAAGCAUUGAAUCCGAAUGGACUCAAAUCGAUUCAGCAAGCAAUGGAAACGAUCAAAAAUCCGCGUCGAAUGUGUCAUGAGAUUGCCGGCUAUGUGCAACGCAUGUGCGACAUCAUUCAAUGGCAUAAAACGAAUAAACCACACCGAACACUGUACUUGAACGAGUCGUGGGAUCUGGCCGAACGUCGCUGGAAGAAAGAGCUCAGAGAAUUUCAACGAAUGACCCGAGGCAAGGGUCGAGUCGAUGACUACGAGUACGAUAUCAGCAAGAUUCCCGACAUUUACGAUAAUAUCAAGUAUGACAUGGAGCACAAUCCGGACCUUUGCGACAAUAUCGAGGGCGAGUUUGAGCGUUUCUAUUUGUGUGUCAAAGCGAUGGCUGAUAUUGUUGUACCACAAGAGUACGGUAUCCGAAUCGAGAACAAGAUCCAUGUGGCGCAACGCGUGUGCACACCGCUCGUGAAAAAGAUUCGAAACGAUUUGCACAGAUGCAUUGCAAAUGAGGAAGAGGACGAAAGUCAAACGCGGCUCGAUCCAAGGGCCUCCCAAGGGAUCGCGACUCCGUUGCGCCAUGUACGCACUCGAUUGUACUUCACGAGUGAAUCGCAUAUUCACACGUUGAUGAAUCUGAUUCGAUACGGUGGACUGUGCACGAUUGAUGACAAAAAGUGGCAACGAGCGAUGAAUUUCCUCUCGACAGUCACCGAGUUCAACUACAUGACACAAGUUGUUUUAAUGGUUUACGAGGAUAAUUCAGCGUCAGGCAUGGAUCGCUUUCAUAUUGAAUUACUCUUUUCACCGGGCUUGUAUCCGUGUUUUUUAACUGAAAAGGAGCGAAUCUACGAGACACGCUUCAACUCAAAAAGCAACGGGAUGAAGAAAAGCGAGUCGAAAGACGAGUCGACAUUGAAUUUGGCGAGUUUAGGACGUCAAGAUUCAAAGAGUGAGCGCUCUUCUCCCGUCGCUCAGCCAACUCCACUAAACGCUUUACAAGUACCAACAGCUUCUGAGGAUACUGUAUCUGUUUCUUCGACGAAUGCCCCGACAGCUCAAGGCCUUGUUGUUCAAGUUCUUGCUAAACCAGCUGAUUCAGAAGAUGAUUUAAAUGAUGGAGAAGCGGUAAACCUUGUUGCUUUAGAUGAAGUAAACAAUAAACAAUACGUGGUUGGUGAAAGUGAGAAAGCGGCGCAACGAAAGAGGAACUCAGCUGGAGCCGAGAAAGCCAGUGAGGAUGGUGAUGCGCCGAGGGAUAAGGAAGAUUGGGACAAAGCGUGGCGCAGUCAACGCAGUGGAAGUCAAUUGAGCAUCGGCGAAGAAGCCACAACACCCAUCAAUCCUCCUGAGAGCCAGUGCACAAUUGGGCCCAGUCGGGGGAAAUGGGCAAAAGAGCUGGUGGAUGCGACGAAAAAAGCGAUUCAAGCGUUGAAAGAGACAGAAAACGCGAUAAAGGAGGAGGAAGAGCCGCCAAAACCAGUGAAAAAGCGAGAGAGUACUAGCGAAGAGCGCAAAAACGGCGAUCCAGCUCGUAGAAGUCGUUUCCCGUAUCGAUUCAAGCAUCACACCGUCAACUUGCUUUCAGAUGCAGCAGCGGUAGAGAAUCGAUUGGUCUCCACAAAUGUCCUGAUGGGAAGGCUCGAUGAUCGAGAUAAGAAAAAACAAUGUACGAGUUUCCAAGGGCCAGUCGUCCUGUCGACAGCUGUGAUCGCUCGCUCGUCGAGUGCUCCCCGAUUGCAGACGUAUCGAGCAGAGGAAGAGAUCCCAGUGGCUGAGAUUAAACGCUUCUGGCCGCCGCUUCGAUCGUUGGAGACUUUACACGAUAAUUUAUCCUUUGUGCAAUUCGAUCAAUUUUUGGUGAAUCUCUUGUCGAAAACACCGCUCCCAUCACCGCCGAAGACUCCUCUUCCAUCAGAGAACUCGUCGGAAUCAAGUCAAAACGAUCGUCCCUCAUUCUCUUGUGAUUUUCAACAGAAUAUGGAAAGAUUGGAGAUUGAAGAGAUUGAAGAAUCAGCUAAAGAAUCGGCUAAAGAAUCUGCUAAAGAAUCGUCUAAA
Mesorhabditis belari is the source of this 4044-nucleotide messenger RNA. NCBI's taxonomy places the organism in Eukaryota, Metazoa, Nematoda, Chromadorea, Rhabditida, Rhabditidae. The record is from the annotation of a GenBank genome assembly.